UAUUCACGUCAAUUCGAAUCGUUUUAGUUUUUAAACAGAAACAUGUAUUGAUAAAAAUUGAAUUGUGCAAAACGUGUUGAAUUUUAUCACAGCCGUGAAUUUAAAUUUGUACAAUCUAAUCAAAUUAUACAUUAUGCAGAUUUGAUAGAAUUACAACGGGUUACAUUUGUAACUUGGAAGCAAAAGAAAAGGCUAGAAAAAAAAAUUCAAGCAAUUGGUUUUCUUGAAAAGUUUCGUACCGACGGUUCUGCUUCAGUACGCUUAUUUCUUUCUGGCUACUGCAAUUAGAGGAAAUGAUUCUUUCAAGUGCGCUUGCAGAUACGGAUUAAAGCAGCGUCUCGCAGCCCCGCGUCGAACGAACACUGACAUGGUCCCCUCCACCUGUAAAGAUUCGAAUGAUCGUUAUGAGUGACUUCUUUGCCUCAGCGUACAAUUAUAGUAGUUAGGCGUGAGCAAAAGUAUCAGGUCAUAUUAUCAACUUAGCACGGUUGCGAACCGCGAGUAUUAUUUUCCAACAAAAUUUAUCACUGGUAAUCAAUUCACCACCGAAUUAAAUUGUGCACUGUAUUCUCACGGAGUUGAUGUGAAGAUUUUCGCGCUAGAUGUUGUGUAAAAUUUGUUCCCGCGAAACUUGACUCGCUGUGCAAUUUUCUGACCAAAAAAAAAAACCGCAAUUGCGUCUGGAAGUGUUUGAUUCCGAACAGGAAAAAAAAACUCAUCAUAAGAGGGAAAAAAAAAUUCAAAAUCCAAAACACAAUGGUUUAGGUAAAUCGAUACGGGGAUAUUUACAAGAAAAAAAAAUACGUGAUUAGGGUACAUAUUAAAUGAUCGAAUGAUCGGAAAUUCGGGGCUUCCGUGUCACGUGUUUUUCCAACGGUUCGGUUUUCUUUUUCACACCGCAUAACGUAAUCGCAAGAAAGAAAAAAAAACAUCCUAAAUCAAAUUGUUAAGAAAUUCGAUAAGCACGACCGAUGUUGGACUGAACCACAGGAUGAUGUCAAAGAAAACAAACUUUUUCGGCUUGUUGGUAACAGGAUGUUUACUCUCGGUGCUUUUGUUCUUCAAUGGGGAAUACGGCAGCCCCUCAAAGCACGAAGUGCAGCCGUCGGCAGCUUUUCACGAGUCGAAGGAAAAUAAUACCACAGCUGAUAAGAAAGAACAUGAUUCUGCAUCAAAGGAUAUCGAAAAAAUCCUUAAUAUGCAGAGAGAAUCAAUCAUCGAAGACAUGAAGAACUAUGAAUAUCCCAAUGGAAAAUACAAUAUCAGUGCCAGCAAACUUGAGGAUUUGGUGAUGGAAAAGAAAGGAACACCGAUCAGAAGUAUAAUUGUAACAACGUGGCGAAGCGGAAGCACAUUUUUCGGCGAUAUUCUUAACGCAAAUCCGGCAAAUUAUUAUCACUAUGAACCGCUGCUGCCUUUCGACAUCGUUCAAGUCCGAGGUCCUCCCUUGUCUUCGAAAGCUUUGAAGUUGGUCAAGGAUUUGCUCAACUGCGAAUACGAAGACCUAGGUGAAUAUAUCGACUACGGAAAACCACACCCGUGGGUUUUCAAUCACAAUACGAAUUUGUGGAAGCAGUGUGAACGUCACAAAGGGGUCUGCUAUGACCACAAAUUUCUCAGCUCGAUGUGCAAGCUCUUUCCAUUCCAAUCGAUGAAACUUGUACGAAUGAGGUUACGAAUCGCACAGGAGCUUCUUGCGGAUGAAAAAUUAGCUAUACGGAUGGUGUUGUUGGUCAGAGAUCCUCGAGGGAUUCUCCAGUCGAGAAAACAUCGUGCCUUUUGUCCACCAAGUCCUGAUUGUUCCGAUCCAGCUUUGACGUGCGCGGAUCUUGUCUCAGAUUACAAAGUUGCUGUUGAACUGCUGAAGAAAUACCCAACUAGAUUCAUGGUGAUACGAUACGAAGAACUUUCCCUGGAUCCGUACAAACAGGCCGAAGAACUUUACAAGUUUUACGGACUCUUUUUUCAUCCGGAAACGAAAAAAUAUCUCGAUACUCAUACAAAAACCAAUAAGGAAGUAUGGAGUACAUUUCGAGAUUCAAAAACUGCUCCGUUUCAUUGGAGAACGGAGUUAACAUUUGAAGAAGUAGAAGAAAUACAAGAAUCCUGCACCACUGCAAUGAAAUACUGGGGUUACGUUCCGGCAAUGAAUGCUUCUCAUCAAAAGGAAUUCAACCCUGUUACAAACUACGUAUUAAAAUUGUAACGAAUUUUUUUUACUCACCCGCAGAGAUUUUCAAAAAUUUCAACGCCGCCAAUUUCUAUAAGAUGGGAUUCAAAGAGAUCACGAGUGAAAAUAUAUUUCAAAUAGUGAUGAACGCAUUUUACUUACAACAACUUGUAGUACUGCGUAACGAAGUAUUGAACAGUUUUGUAAACUCUUAUCUUAUUGCAAUUGGUUACAUGAUAUGGUAUUUAUAUAAAUUCGAAAGUUUCUUUAACUUCCGCAUCUACAUUUUUCAUUUUACUUUUAUUGCCGUCACAGAUAUCUUAUUCUCGAGGGCUUUUCCAAGUAGAUAGAAUAAACACUCACGAAUACGUGCACUUCCCUUUUCGAAUAUCGCGGAAGAUUAAAAACUUAUCAUCCCUGCAAUAAUCACAUGCAUUGCAAACCAUUCUUUCUACACUCUGACAAGUUCGGAAACCGCUCGACCACUUUCUGGUAUUCAUUUAUCCG
Neodiprion fabricii is the source of this 2677-nucleotide messenger RNA. Its product is annotated as carbohydrate sulfotransferase 5-like. Bases 992 to 2206 code for a protein of 404 amino acids. The transcript is spliced from 6 exons. NCBI's taxonomy places the organism in Eukaryota, Metazoa, Arthropoda, Insecta, Hymenoptera, Diprionidae. Gene Ontology annotation, molecular function: N-acetylglucosamine 6-O-sulfotransferase activity. Gene Ontology annotation, biological process: sulfur compound metabolic process; N-acetylglucosamine metabolic process. The record is from RefSeq and is a predicted model, not a curated record.